AUGCGCCCAGUAACCUGCGAAGUGAAUACCGACCCACUGGUCACGGAAAGAUACCUUGGCCUUUGCGGCAGAAGCGGCACGCAGGGUGGAGAAAUCCCCCAGAGGUUCAAUAUCAGCAUGCUGUUGGCUCCGGAUGCGCCCUGCGCGCUCGUCUCCUCCAGCGCGCCAGAGCUGACCAGGCGCAGAAGAAGUGAUGGGACGGAGGCAAAAUCUCGGAGGAAACGGUCUUGGAUAUUUCCCGGGACGCUGUGGUGCGGCACUGGAAGCAAAGCGGUCGGAUACGACCAGUUAGGCAUGUUUGAGAGUACGGAUAGAUGCUGCCGAGAGCACGACCACUGCCUUCAUGUCAUCCCAGCUUUUACUAGGAAUUAUGGAGUCUUCAACUCCAAAUUCUUCACCGUCUCACACUGUGACUGUGACCAAAGGUUUCGGCAGUGCCUCCUUGGUGCGAAUGAUACCAUUGCCAGUAUGGUGGGUUACAGCUUCUUCAGCAUCCUGCAGGUUCCCUGCUUUGAGCUCGAAGAGCAGAGGCGAUGCACUGAGAUGUACUGGUGGGGAAUGUGUAAAGUAGCCAAUAAAGCGCCAUAUGCCGUCUUCAAAAGCCCUCUCCCUUUCAACACCACUGAUGUUACAAGCCAAUCUGGGCACAACGCUAAUAGCAACUUAAAAAGUAGUGCGGGGCAGCGUGUAACCGAAAGCCCUGUGAUGAGCACAGAGUCACCCAAACAUGAACACGGAUGUAGUUACAAAGACUCACCCAGAGACAGUCUGCCCUUGUGUGGAAGCCUCAAACAUCUUGACGGAUGUAAAUACAAAAUCCCUCCUUUGGAGAAGAAGUACGAUCUGCAGAACAUGGAGUCAAAGACUGCCUACCACUGUGAUUGCACCAGCCGCUUGGCUGUUCAGAUCGAAAGCUUCAAGCAACCCAGUACUCUCCCCAUGGUACUGAUGGAUUUCGUCUCUCAGUACUGCUUCAGACUGCCAGAGGAGAGAAACUGCCACAGCAGAAAAAGCUGUUCUAGAGGCUUCAGUAAAGCUUCUGACCUACUUCGAGCCCUUAAGAAGAUAGAGGAAAAAGACACUGCUGGGGUGCGAAAUUCAGUCAAUGACAGAAAGAGAGGGAUUCCUGUUCGCCUUUAUAAGCGAUGCCUAAGGCUGGAAAGAGGAGCUGAUAUUAUGGCACAACUCACACGAUUAUAG
Morone saxatilis (striped sea-bass) is the source of this 1200-nucleotide messenger RNA. Its product is annotated as group 3 secretory phospholipase A2-like. Gene Ontology annotation, biological process: phospholipid metabolic process; arachidonate secretion. Gene Ontology annotation, molecular function: A2-type glycerophospholipase activity. Bases 1 to 1200 code for a protein of 399 amino acids. The record is from RefSeq and is a predicted model, not a curated record. The transcript has 7 exons. Lineage: Eukaryota; Metazoa; Chordata; Actinopteri; Moronidae.